UUAAUCUUUCUUACACAUAACCAAGUCCAAAUAAUCUGAGCCGCUAGAAAUGCAAGCUCUUAUUUUGAUGAUUUGUUUGAAUUGUGCAUGUGUUGUUAUAUUGUCGGGUGUUACAUUCGCACAGCAUCACCAGAAAGGAUGGAAGCUUAUUAUUUAUGAUUGGAGAACUGGUGGAUCCGCGCAGGCUGCUGCAGUGACUCUGAAUGUGGAGUACAUUAGCUUGAUAAUAUCUUAUGAACGAGUUGAAUUUAUACAAGAUCCCGGACGAGAGGAAUACAGAGUUCUAUUCUUAGCGAAAGAUCAUUACGGUCAACUGCAACAAUGCCAAGCAGAUGUAUUGUGGCAAUUCAUUCCAAGAUUUGAAAGAACAGUAUCGAAAGGAACAUGUCGACCAUACCAGGGUUCAAAUCGUGGUUAUUAGAUUUCAGACUGUCGAUGCCUCAAUGAAUACCUUUAAAGCGUCACAAAGUUAUUUUAGGAAAAUAAAUAAAAUAGAAUUCUUAU
Ruditapes philippinarum (Manila clam) is the source of this 504-nucleotide messenger RNA. RefSeq lists its product as uncharacterized. The record is from RefSeq and is a predicted model, not a curated record. The transcript has 3 exons. Bases 50 to 421 code for a protein of 123 amino acids. Lineage: Eukaryota; Metazoa; Mollusca; Bivalvia; Venerida; Veneridae.